Messenger RNA from Ctenopharyngodon idella (grass carp), 2508 nucleotides. RefSeq names its product colony stimulating factor 3 (granulocyte) a (gene csf3a). The transcript is spliced from 5 exons. Bases 131 to 781 code for a protein of 216 amino acids. Gene Ontology annotation, biological process: macrophage differentiation; myeloid cell development; neutrophil differentiation. Gene Ontology annotation, cellular component: extracellular region. Gene Ontology annotation, molecular function: cytokine activity. NCBI's taxonomy places the organism in Eukaryota, Metazoa, Chordata, Actinopteri, Cypriniformes, Xenocyprididae. The record is from RefSeq and is a predicted model, not a curated record.
GUCUACGUCAGUCUAAAAAAAAAAGAGGAAUUUCCCCUGCAGGAUAUAUAAAUUCUGAACAUGAUGGGGCUUUGUUAACUGUUGGACUCUGGUGACUUUGCACAUUUUCUUUUUCAUUGCUGUUCUUAUAAUGAACUUCCAGGUAGCUCUGUUAGUCACCUUAGUGGGAAUCGUGGGAUCUGCCCCUGUCUCUCACAAUCCGAAUAUUAUGGAUACUAUUGAACAGACCCACAGCUUAAUCAGCAAAAUUCUUGAUGAUAUUCCUACAGUGCACACAGCCUGGAUACAAAGUCAGAGCUUGAUUUUGGGUGACAACACAACUAGGCAGCUGCUGCAGCACUUAAAGGAAAAAAUGAUACCCUCUGCCCCAGUUCUCCAGAACAUCUCUAGUAGCUUCACUCAGGAAACCUGCCUUGCUCACAUAGCGAAGGGACUGCAACUACAUCUGAAUCUCUUGAAAGAGAUCAGCAAAUCACCCAUGCUGGUUCAGACAAAGCGGGUGAACGAUCUUCAAGAUGAAAUUCAAGACCUUCUGUAUCAAAUCGAAGAGAAUCAACCGGGAUUUGACCACUCACAGCAGGCAUCAGACAAGAAGUCACAGACUGAUCUGGCUAAACAUCUGACAAGUGAAUACUUAACUCAAGUGGCAGCCCACCUCACCCUGCAACAGCUUCAGGACUUCAGUUAUGAUGUCCUACGCAGUAUCCUCAGUAUACGUAGUAUGUCCACCUCAGAGAACACUAACACUGUGCAGCUCUGGGUAAAUGCAUCAGGCGUAUGAGUGAUCUAGACUAUUAAGCCCAAAGUGUACUUCAGUUUUAACGCGAAUGCUUAGUGACGACAAUGGCGUUUCGUCUCUGGAAAGUUUUGUCUUUGUCCUGCGUCAGUGCUCUUUUUAUCCAGAAGUUAAGACUGAUCAAAACUGCCGCCUUGUAGUGCCGUUGGUUUUUAUUUUUUUUUUUUUUUCAUUCAUUUUUCCCAAAGGGAUUUUUUUUUUUUUUUAAAGAAGCCAUGAAGCCAUAUAUUCAAGUAUUUUGACAGCAUAGCGAGACUCAAUUUCAUCAUUUCGUGGAAAUAGGCAAAUUUUCUGUACAGUAUAAUGGGUAAUGUAGUUAUUCACCACAAACUCAGCUGUCAAACAAGAUUAUUUUAAAAAUAAGUUGGAAUAAUAAGGCUUCAACAAAAGCAUAUACUCACAGUAUAUCUGUUUUUAAAGGUUUAUAGGUUAAAAAUCAAUUUCUCUAUGAAGAAAAUGAACCCGACUAUUGCAUUCUAUAGAGUAGAAUAUGCAAAGUUAGAAAAGUCGGGCUGCGUAUGUAUAGCACUGUACAGUAGUGUAUUUGUAAAAACUGAAGUUUACUUUGGGCUUUACACUGAACAGAUGAAAUUUGGUAAAGUGACGAGCAAAAACAAAACAAAAAAUAUUUGAUAUGUUCUAAGGGUACGUUUCACGACAACAAUGACUACUAAAAACAGAAAAGUUUUUCAUUUAGUAAAAAGAUUCGCGUACAGACGACAACGUUGUCAAAGGGAUCCCUGUUCACACGGAUCUGCAUAAAUGACUAAAAACGCUUUAUUAUGCAUGCCAGGCCAGUAAUUGGCGAUGUCAAUUUGUAAAAAAAAAAAAAAAAUACAUGCGCCUGUAGACUGAACAUGUAUUUCACAUGUGGCAUCACCAUUUUCACUAAUUCGUGUUUUAUUUUAGUUUACACAGAGAUGAUAACAGUAUUGCUUUCAAAAACUCGCACUUUGAAACCUGUUUUCUAAAGUUUGCAUUUUUUUAUACCCCCAUAACGUGUUUUUUAGGCCCCCGUUGUCGUGUAAAUGAACAGCCAAAACGCAUACAAGUUUUUCAGUUUUUAGUUGAAAAAGGUGUUGUGUAAACGUCCCCUAACUGGCUGUGUUUUUCAUACAGCAUCUUUGCUUUAAACAGGCAAAGAGACAUAGUGACCAUUUAGACAUGGUGGCACUGCAGGGUAUCAGUUUUCUGACAGUUUUCAGUUGGUAUUUUGUGUAUUUAUUAAUUACAUUAUUUAUUUUGUAUUUCACUUCACAUCUUAUUUAUUAUUUAUUAAUUUAGGAGCUUAUUUAAACUGCUGUAUUAUUCACAGUCUGCCUCAGAAUACAAUACAUAAUUUAACUGAAUAUGAAAUACUUUACAGUGUUACACUUUUUAAAGGUUAUUUAUUGAGCACAUGACCAUGUCUCAUACGUUGCUAAAUGAGAUCAUGGUCAUUGGAUUGAUCUCCUGAUCUCUGUGAGAACUACCUACUGCUUUUAUUAUUCAUUGCAUGUGAUAUUAUGUUGUUUUUGUUUUUCUUCCCCAUAAAAAGCAACCAUAAAUGGAAUUCCAGAUUAUUUAAUGUAUGAUUAAAUUAUAUUAAAUUCUAUAAUAUUAUUUAUUUAUUUAAGUGAAGAAUAGUUGUAUUUAUUUUUUGCCAAUAUUUGUUUAUGAUAUGUUUGGAAUAUUUUAUCAAAAUAAAAGAAAUAUAUAUAUAUUGAAAAGUU